Meira miltonrushii is the source of this 786-nucleotide messenger RNA. RefSeq lists its product as uncharacterized. The transcript has 2 exons. The record is from RefSeq and is a predicted model, not a curated record. The annotation marks the transcript as partial. Lineage: Eukaryota; Fungi; Basidiomycota; Exobasidiomycetes; Exobasidiales; Brachybasidiaceae.
CCGAGAAUAGUAUAUAGUCCAUCAAUGGUCACAAACACAUCUUCGUCUGGGUCCAAUGCGGCCGUUCAAGUGAGCGAACAAUCUGAUGAAGGUCCAGCAUCACCCUAUGUAAACUUACGCAAACAGGCAAAGUACGUUCUGAUUGGAGGAUUUGGUGUUUGGUAUUGGCAAGUUCACCUACAUAUUCAAGAUGCUCUUCAAGGUUCACAAUAUACAAGAUCGGUUGCGCUUCUAUCGAUCGCAUUAUAUGUUUCAACAAUUUUGAUAUUUGCUUAUGUGAUUUUAUUGCCUGCUCGUGGACAACAAGUUGAUUAUUUACAAUGGCAAAAAGAUUCAAAUUUAAAAACAGCCAUUCCAGCUCUGACUGUUUGUAUCGUUGCAGGUUAUGUGGCGCUAUUCUUUGCUCUUAGCCCAAUCGUUGCACCUUUACCACCUUCUCCUGCAUUCUCACAAAGAUUGCUGGAAGCGGCCGAUCAAGCAGGUGGAAAUUUACAAAAAGCAACUGCAGGUGUACAAUUAAUGUUAUCCGAUGCUGCACGUUCGUUUGACGGAGAUGCUCUGGCUGGUCGAUUAGGCGUUUCAAAAGAACAUACAACACUCCUCAUGCAAACGUUGGAAAAAUAUCAAAGACGUGCACAAGCAUGGAAAGAGAACAACGUAAGUGUUUUGGGUUGGACAGGUGCAACGUUUGGCAGUGCAAGUGCGUUUGUGUUUUUGUUUGGCGUUGCAGGUCUUUUAGGUUUGUUCACUCCAAAACCACAAAAGAACAAAAGGGCAAUGCUAUGA